Botrytis byssoidea is the source of this 1761-nucleotide messenger RNA. RefSeq lists its product as uncharacterized. Bases 1 to 1761 code for a protein of 586 amino acids. NCBI's taxonomy places the organism in Eukaryota, Fungi, Ascomycota, Leotiomycetes, Helotiales, Sclerotiniaceae. The transcript is spliced from 3 exons. The record is from RefSeq and is a predicted model, not a curated record.
AUGGAGGGCGAAAACCAAAGAAAUGACGACUCGAUGGCCUCAGGAUCCGGUCUAAACCCAGACCUUCCACUACAAUCCAUCGAAAACAACGACACAGGCUCUACACAGGAAGUAUCAGCUCCAAUGCCUCGCACUGGAGAACGAAGACCACAAAGAGGUGGGCUGAUCAGAAUCCGGCGUCAUCAAAGAGUUCCAAGUUCCUCGCAAGUUCCAUCAUACCUUCUGAGAGCAAGAAGAGGCUCCAGUCCCGCGUAUGCGGCAGCUCUCAGUUCUUACCUUGGCCCCAUAAAUCCUCGAGGACAUCAAAGACUGCCUGAAGAUCCACUACCUACCAUGAUUCCCAAUCGAGUCCAAGAACCAGAGUCUUACUUGCGAAGAGCCAACACCGAGAACACGCAGUCAUUGUCUCGGGCUCGCAAUAAUAAUACAUUAGGCUCUAAUCAUCCAGCAGGAUUACAAUUACAACCAGGAAAAAAUGUUUCUUCUAGUCAAGUAGCCGAUCAUACAAUGGCAGACAGAGUUCAACCCCUUUCUGGAAACUUCCACUAUACAGGUCCUAUCAGUUACAAUCCACUCACCGAGGCACUGAAUCCCCGAAACGCUCAAUUCUACUCAACACCGAUGUCUCCCAACCCAAAAAAACGUCGUCAAAUGCAGUCCGAUGCUGCUCAUUACUCCUCCAUUCAGCGAUCUGACCCCGCGAAUCGACGGUCCUCUCAACGAGAUUCAUAUAUGGGAGGCGUGGAACCAUCAGUAGAUUUGCAAGCAUUGAGAAGCGUAGCCGUUGGAUCAAGUAAUGCUACCCAAGGUGCUUGGGGUGUUUUAAUUCCUAAGCAACCCCAAAGAAAGAGAGGACGCACGACAGGAUCGAAAACCAACAAUACUGACUCUGUAACUAUGCAGCCACCACCACCGUGCCCCAUUGCUCCCAGUCCUCCAGAAAGAAGUCCUGUUCUAUCAUCUGCUAUCCCGGUCGUUCUCAACGAACAAAUCGAUAGACCACGCUCAAAGCGUAAAACUACGUUUAGCCUUGUCAAGAACGCUGCUGCGAUGCUUGACCCCUUCACCAAGAUAGUUCCAGCUACCGUCAAGCUAGUAGCGGACAACGAUGAAGUGUGGGAGUACAGAUAUGCGGGAACUAGACGGAACUGGAAGAAAGGACAAGGUGGAAAGGUCACUGUUGCAAAGCUCAACGAAUGGGCAAACGCUAUCAUACGUCGCAGACUUCCGGGAAGUUUUCCUCCUGCUGCAAAGAAAAGACUCUUUUCUGCUCCUCCUCCACCUAGGCUAAAUAAUGACAAGUGGACAGAGUGGGAAAGAGCAUUCCUAGAGGCACAUAUUCUGGAUGCAGUGAAGGCUAAGGAGGGCAAUCUAGAUGAAGAAGAUUGGCAGCUUAUCGCAGACGCUCAGAAUGAGGAGUUUCUUGGUCAAAAGAGACUUCCAGGAUUGCCUAUGGCACUAUUAACCUCGCGUAGUCUCACCAUUAAUGAUGUUCCAGUCAUUAGAGGUGGAGGCUAUACUAAGACCGAAGGAUGUUUUCCAAAGCGCUCAAGCUCCGAGAUUCAAAACAUUCUCUACCAUUGGCCUGAUAUUCAUGAGAAAAUCAAGCAGCUUAUUAGGAGACACCGUGGGAAGGUUCCAAUCUAUGUAGAUUGUGACACCGAUAUCAGUGACUCGGAGCGUACGUCAGAUGAUGAGAAUGGAGAGAAGGAAGCAGAUAAAGCUGAGAUUGGUGCUUCAAAGUCUAUUUCUGAGGGUUGA